AUGUCUUCCUCAGAGCUGAUUUCCUACGACGAGGCUCAGAACUCAGCCUUCGACAAUGUCCUCCAUCGAAAAUCAAAGGAGUCAAAGGGCGGAAUGCGAGCCAUGAUAAACAAGGACAAAAAAGCACACGCCGCAGCUGUGGAUGAAUACUUUCAGUUCUGGGAGAACAAGAAAGCUGAAGAUGAAGUUGAGGCUGUACGACAGGAGAGAACUGACAACUACGCCAAUCUCUACGAGUACGGAUGGUCUCAGUCUUUUCAUUUCUGCCGGUUUGCCUACGGCGAAGAUUUCAACCGCGCUAUCGCUCGACACGAACAUUAUCUCGCUCAUAACAUCGGUAUCAGGCCUGGUAUGAAAGUCCUAGACGUUGGAUGCGGUGUUGGUGGACCUGCUCGAGAAAUCGUCAAGUUCACUGGUGCUCAUAUUACUGGGUUGAAUCUCAACGAGUAUCAAGUCCAACGGGCAACUAUCUAUGCCGAGAAGGAGGGACUUUCUGAUAAGCUCAAGUUUGUGCAGGGAGACUUUAUGAAAAUCCCGUUCCCGGAUAACUCUUUCGACGCCGUCUACGCUAUCGAAGCAACCGUCCACGCACCCUCCUUGGAAGGCGUCUACAGCGAAAUCCGUCGAGUCCUCAAACCCGGCGGUAUCUUUGGCGUCUACGAAUGGCUCAUGACGGAUACAUACAACAACGACGAUCUGGAACAGCGCCGUAUCCGUCUAGACAUCGAACAAGGCGACGGUAUCGCGCAGAUGUUCAAGAUCGACCACGGCCUAUCUGCCAUCCAAGCCGCUGGUUUCGAGCUCCUCCACCACGAGGACCUCGCAGCUACAGAUGACGGUACAGCACCGUGGUACUGGCCUUUGGAUAGUGACAUGAGAUAUGCGCAGACAAUUGGCGAUUUUUUCACGGUUCUGAGGAUGAAUAAGUGGGGGAGACUUGUGAUGCAUAAUGUGAUUGAGGCAUUGGAGGCUUGUUGGAUUGCGCCGAGGGGGACGAGGAAGACGGCGGAUAGUCUUGGUCGGGCUGCGGAUGCGUUGGUUGAGGGCGGGAAGCGAAAGUUGUUUACGCCGAUGUACUUGAUGGUUGGGAGAAAGCCGGAGGAGUGUAAGUGA
This is a messenger RNA of Fusarium subglutinans, 1113 nucleotides long. RefSeq names its product sterol 24-C-methyltransferase. The transcript has 3 exons. Gene Ontology annotation, biological process: ergosterol biosynthetic process. Gene Ontology annotation, cellular component: endoplasmic reticulum. Lineage: Eukaryota; Fungi; Ascomycota; Sordariomycetes; Hypocreales; Nectriaceae. The record is from RefSeq and is a predicted model, not a curated record. Bases 1 to 1113 code for a protein of 370 amino acids. Gene Ontology annotation, molecular function: sterol 24-C-methyltransferase activity.